UUAUGUUGGACUUAAGAACCAAGGAGCAACUUGUUACAUGAAUUCUCUCCUACAAACCUUAUACCACAUACCGUACUUCAGAAAGGCUGUGUAUCACAUGCCAACAACUGAAAAUGACGUUCCCACGGGAAGCAUUCCUUUGGCUUUGCAGAGUCUGUUCUAUAAACUUCAAUAUAAUGACACCAGUGUUGCGACAAAGGAGCUGACAAAAUCUUUUGGAUGGGAUACAUAUGAUUCAUUCAUGCAACAUGAUGUUCAAGAACUCAAUAGAGUCCUAUGUGAGAAGCUUGAAGAUAAAAUGAAGGGAACUGUGGUAGAGGGGACAAUACAACAGUUAUUUGAGGGUCAUCAUAUGAAUUACAUUGAAUGCAUCAAUGUGGACUACAAAUCUACAAGAAAGGAAUCAUUUUAUGAUCUCCAGCUCGAUGUCAAAGGCUGUAGAGAUGUUUAUGCCUCUUUUGACAAGUAUGUUGAAGUUGAACGCCUUGAGGGUGAUAAUAAGUACCAUGCUGAAGAACAUGGUUUGCAGGAUGCAAAGAAGGGCGUAUUGUUUAUUGACUUCCCACCUGUACUUCAACUUCAGCUAAAGCGGUUUGAAUACGAUUUUAUGCGGGACACUAUGGUGAAGAUAAAUGAUCGUUACGAAUUCCCUCUUCAACUUGAUCUUGAUAGAGAUGAUGGAAAGUACUUAUCACCUGAAGCAGAUAGGAGCGUUCGCAAUCUUUACACACUUCACAGUGUCUUGGUUCAUAGUGGAGGAGUGCACGGUGGACAUUACUAUGCUUUUAUAAGGCCGACGCUCUCUGAUCAGUGGUAUAAAUUUGACGAUGAACGGGUAACAAAAGAAGAUAUGAAGAGGGCAUUGGAAGAGCAGUAUGGUGGUGAGGAAGAGUUGCCGCAGACAAAUCCUGGCUUCAAUAAUACUCCAUUUAAAUUCACUAAAUACUCAAAUGCUUACAUGCUUGUAUAUAUUCGGGAAUGUGACAAGGACAAAAUAAUUUGUAAUGUUGAUGAAAAAGACAUUGCUGAGCACCUGAGGAUAAGGUUAAAGAAAGAACAGGAGGAGAAGGAAGACAAGAGAAGAUACAAAGCGCAAGCACACCUCUUUACGAUAAUAAAGGUUGCAAGAGAUGAAGACCUUGCUGAGCAGAUUGGAAGGGACAUAUAUUUUGACCUUGUUGAUCAUGAAAAAGUCCGUAGUUUUCGUAUACAAAAGCAGACGCCAUUUCAGCAUUUUAAGGUACUGGUUAUCCUUUCAGUUUGA
Messenger RNA from Carica papaya (papaya), 1264 nucleotides. The record is from RefSeq and is a predicted model, not a curated record. NCBI's taxonomy places the organism in Eukaryota, Viridiplantae, Streptophyta, Magnoliopsida, Brassicales, Caricaceae.